Molecule: messenger RNA, 2241 nt
Organism: Prunus avium (sweet cherry)
Lineage: Eukaryota; Viridiplantae; Streptophyta; Magnoliopsida; Rosales; Rosaceae
Product: protein NRT1/ PTR FAMILY 2.7-like
Biological process (GO): transmembrane transport
Cellular component (GO): membrane
Molecular function (GO): transmembrane transporter activity
Source: RefSeq, a predicted model, not a curated record
AGUAUGAGGAGAGAAAUAAGCUUACCCCCCAGUGUAUCGGCCGAUAUUUUCGUCCUUAAAAGCAAUUACAUGAACUUGCUUACCUGAGUUGGACCACUUGCUUCAAGUUUCCUUCAAAUAGGUCUUCUCAAGGGUUGCCUUCGUUUUCGGAAACUAGACUAAUUGAAAGUUUGGGCAUCUACAGGACUAAAAUUAGUGUAGGUAGAUUUAUCUACAGGUUUUUGGCUCUGUGACAGUUACCACCAUUUGGAAUUGGGAGUUGGUGCUCAUUGCCAUUAAGUCUGGCAGCUGGGUCCUCUGAUGAUGCCAGAAGGGAAAGCUAGACCACAAUUAGUGUGGCACCUACAGGACUGCACCAACUUUUUUGCAUUAUUUAAUAGGGCCGGGAGCCUAUGAACAUGCAUUUUCAGUUAGGACAGGAGGCUGCCACAGAGUUGCAGCAGUUGGGUUGGAACAUGGAUGCAUCACUCUCUGUUGAUAGAGAUGCAGAAAUGCUUGAUUCCGGUGGUAACCGCGGUGGUUGGAUCAUCUUUUUAUUCAUCAUAGGAACUUUUAUGUGCUUGACCCUUGCUGCUGGAGGAUGGCAAUCAAAUUUGAUUGUGUAUCUGAUUCAGGAAUAUAACGUGAAGAGCAUUGAUGCUGCUCAGGUUUCAAAUGUAGUCAAUGGUUGCACUUGUUUAUUUCCAAUCAUUGGAGCAAUUAUUGCAGACUCUUUUUCCGGCUGCUUCCCUGUCAUCUUAAUCUCUUCUUGUAUCUCUUUUCUGGGACUGGUCCUAUUAGUUUUGACUGCAACUCUGGACUCCUUGAGGCCUACGUCAUGUGAUGACGGAUUAAGCUUGUGUGAAACACCAUCAGAAUCUCAGUUUGCAGUUCUCUAUGCCGGUAUAGCUCUGGCAUCGAUUGGACUCGGAGGCACUCGCUUUACUAUAGCAACAAUGGGUGCAAACCAAUUUGAUAAACCAGAAGAGCAAGGGAAUUUCUUUAACUGGUUUUUCUUUGCAAUGUAUACAGCUUCUGUUAUAAGUUUUACAGCCAUUGUCUAUAUUGAGGACAAUGUCAGUUGGGGCUUGGGAUAUGGCCUAUGUGCUCUUGUAAAUUUGAUUGGUUUACUCAUUUUCUUAUCGGGAAGCAAUUUCUAUCGUCGGGAUAAGCCACAAGGCAGCCCAUUUGUGAAUAUGGUUCGUGUUCUUGUUGCAAGCGUCCGGAAAAGGAAAGUUCUGCUCUCAUCCAGAAGCGUGGAUUAUCACUACCACAAUGAUGGAGAGGCAAAGAUGGUUCCUGAAACACAUAAAAAGAGCUUGAGCUUUCUAAAUGGUGCAGCCCUGAAAACUGAAGGCGACUUGAAACCUGAUGGCUCAAUUGCAAAGCCAUGGAGCCUGUGCACAUUCCAACAAGUAGAAGAUCUCAAAACUGUCAUUAGAAUUUUCCCUUUGUGGUCAUCCAGUAUAUUUAUAAGCACCCCAAUAGCAAUCCAAGGCAGCUUAACAACCCUCCAAGCUCUAACCACAGACCGUCGCAUCGUGUCACAUUUCAAAAUCCCAGUUGGAUCUUUGCUAGUCUUGGUUCAAAUAUCUACUUGCAUCUCUCUCCCAAUAAUUGAUCGCUUCCUAUAUCCCGUAUGGCAAAAACUGACCAAUCAAUCUCCGACUCCCCUCCAAAGACUAGGAAUAGGCCAUGUCCUAAAUAUCAUAAGCAUGGUUGUUUCAGCAUUAGUGGAGUCAAGGCGUCUCAAAACAGCCCACAGCUCCACGCUGCCAAUGUUGGUUAUGUGGUUAUUCCCACAGCUGGCCUUAGUUGGCAUUGGUGAAGCCUUCCAUUUUCCGGGGCAACUUCAGUUGUGCUAUCAAGAAUUUCCAGCGUCGCUUCGAGGCACGGCGACUGCAAUGGUUGCAAUGACAAUAGGCAUUGCUUUCUACAUGGGCACGGCUCUGAUUGGUCUUGUUCGGAGGGUUACAGGGUGGUUGCCGGAUGAUAUAAACCAAGGGAGGCUUGACAAUGUGUACUGGAUGGUAGUUGUGAUUGGUGUGCUGAAUUUCGGUUAUUACUUGUUAUGUGCCAAGUUGUACAAGCAUCAGAAUGUUAGUAAGGGAGUAGAAGGUAGUUCAGGCUCUGAUGGUUGAUGGUUAUGUUUGCUAAUUAAGAGUUAAGAUCAAGCAAGUGUCUUGGAGUCUACUACUAGAGAGGAAUUAUGAGUAAACAGUAUCUUUUGAUUUUCUAGGCAGACAAUAACUACUCGUUAAU